This is a messenger RNA of Exaiptasia diaphana, 1414 nucleotides long. Its product is annotated as probable serine incorporator. Lineage: Eukaryota; Metazoa; Cnidaria; Anthozoa; Actiniaria; Aiptasiidae. Gene Ontology annotation, cellular component: membrane. The transcript is spliced from 6 exons. The record is from RefSeq and is a predicted model, not a curated record. The coding region runs from base 6 to 704 and encodes 232 amino acids.
UCUUCAUGACUCUGUUUUUCUGCUUAGCAAUCAGUGGUUUUAUAGUUGGAUAUGUCUACUUUACUGAGGCCUCUGGAUGCUCUCUGAACAAGUUCUUUAUAAGUUUUAAUCUGAUUUUGUGCAUUGUGAUCUCUGUCAUUUCAAUUUUUCCAAAAGUACAAGAAGUUCAGCCCAAGUCAGGUUUGCUACAAGCAUCAAUCAUCUCUCUGUACACAAGUUACUUGACGUUAUCAGCUCUUGCCAGUGAGCCUACUACAGCAGUCGUUGUUGGUAAUAAAACUAUCAAUACUGUAUGUGGAGAUGCCGAGGGACUCAAUAUCUCUGGAACUGGUGUUGAAGGAUCAGAAGUGACUGCCAUUAUUGUGGGUCUGACACUUCUCUUCAUCACGGUGCUUUAUUCCAGUUCUGUCCUUGCCACAGGUGAUGCAGAAGAGGGCAGUAAGGUUAAUGAAGACGAAGAUGAAGCUGUGGUUUACAGUUACUCAUUCUUCCAUUUUGUUUUCUUCCUGGCGUCUUUGUAUAUCAUGAUGACAUUAACAAACUGGUACAGCCCUCAAGGUUCAACUCUUGAAAACUUUCAAAGAAACUGGGGCUCUGUUUGGGUGAAGAUGGUUUGUACUUGGUUAUGUCAUGUGAUCUACAUUUGGACACUUGUUGCACCACUGUGUUUUCCAGAUAGGGACUUUGGCAAUGGUCCUCUGUAGAAUGCAUAGUUGAUAUAAACUAAUGUGUCAUGCUUGCACUAUUCAAGCCUAGUUUUCAUACAAUAGAUCUUUUUUGCGGUAAAAACCAAAGCAACAUGUUUGCUGCAACCCUCAAAUGAACAAGAGUGACAAGACAAGUCAAAAUUAGGACUUUUUUCGCCUAACAAAAAUAUUUUUCUGACAUUGCAAAAAAAUAAACAAGCUCAAAAAGGACAAUUUUGGGGUUGUUCCUCGAUUCUGCCUCGUGCAAACCUCGAAAAGGUCAAUUAUUCAAAUGGCGCUCUUGUGUUCUCAUUUCCUCAAGGUAUUUUAGAAUAGUUAUUAACAAAAUGGGUCACCUUUAAGGUCCCGCUAGACCUUUGAAGCGUUUACGUCAUUACCGUAUACGCAAUGCAUUGUAGGAUAGGUUUGGGUCAAAACAUGGCGAUCUCAUUUACUUUCGUCAGAAACUGAUCCUAUACAAUGCCAUUGCAGAUUACGUAGGUGACAUAAAAGCUUCAAAAGUCUAUUGGACACUGUAAAUAGACUGGCUCUCAAUCUUUAAAAGCUAUGGCAACUUAGAAAUCCAAAAAAGAGAACUAGUAGAAAAUGGUUACAUGUAUGUAAUUUUAAUGUGGCCUGUAAAGAUAUAUGCACUUAUCUAUGUUCUAAAGCUGUAAAUUAUAGUUACAAUUAUGCAAAACAAAUUAAAAAGUGUUCAGUUUUUUGAA